GAGAUAAGAGCUCCUUUGGUCUGAUCGUUGCUAUAAACGCCUGGAAGAGUGAAAGUGUCCCACUGCAUUGGCUUGGCGGAGAAGACAACCAGAGCUGAAGACCUGCCGUCCUCCAUCACCGGAGGCAGAGAUCUCCUAUCUGCAUCUCGCUUCUCCUUCCAAGAUCUUUUGCACUGCAACUUCCGAAGUUCUCUGUCUCCCCCGCUCCACCACCAAGGAAACUGUAAGAAGCAAAGGAGAAUCCCCAAAGCUAUAUCUGAGGAUGCGAUAUUUUUGAACUUGUGACGACAGGUCCAUUGUGAAACAUGUCAGACACGGUCCCCAGUGACCAGAGAGGCCUUGUGGAUAACGUGUCCAGCUCCCAACAGACUUUAAUAAACGGGAAACGUGACAGUUUUCGGAGCCUUCUAGACCGACUGUCUGCAACCAGGAGCGUCUGGGAGCUUCUAGAUGUCCACCCACAGCAAGCCACAGAACUGCUCACAGGACGCCCGGCUGGGACGUUCAUUGUCACCAGAAAUGUAGUUGGAGAUGCCAGAGUUAUCUCGAUUCGGACACAAGAAGAGGCGACGGAUGCUAUCCGCUGUUUCUCCAUUCUAGAAGAGAACUCAGCCGUACAUCUGGAGGGUUCCCAUCUACGCUUUCGAGACCUGCUGGAGCUGGUCAGCUUUCAUACGGUGAGCAGGGAUAUUCUGCCAGAUCGGCUGCGGAUCCCGGAUGCCUUUCAGCUCUCCUGCAAGCCUGAAUUAGAUGCCCUCGCUGCGCUGGGCACAAAGUUCUGGACAAUGCCCCUUAAACUUGGCACUGGGCUUGCAUCAGCAGUAGAAGGUUCCCUGGGGUCAAGUGGAGAGCCCCGUGAACCCAGACAGCCAGUUGGCUCCAUCCAGGCGACCUCUGAGCACGGGGCGCUAUGCAUCGUCAACCCCCUCUUCCUCUCUGUGCAUGGUGAAGCUUGCUGGCUGAAUUCUGUGCCAAGCCUUUGCCGUGCCAACAGCGCAAGGGGGACCCUGCGACUCCGGAAUGGACAGGGUAGCUCUGAGGACUCUGGUUCAGCAGCUGUACCCCGCAGGCAGGAAUCUGGAGAGAGUUUGGAUCAGCUGGAGACCUCGGAGGAGGAAGGAGUGAUGGAGAAAGGUGGCUCUGUACCCCACUCAUCCUCCGUGCGGCGGAAGUUUCUCCUACGCAGUUUGGCCUGCACCAACUCUGGAAAUGUCUCGGAAGAGCUGCCUCCGUCUCCUGAUCCCCCGCAGAAAGAGGGCAGGUCUCCACACCGUGUUUCCUGGAUUGAAGCUGCUCCGGCGACUGCAUCUCCUCGCUGGCCUCUGGCAGAGUCUGGUUCUAGAUCGUCGCUGCUGGAUGAGCCCCUGGUCUUGCCCCCCAUCCCUGAACUGGAUUCCCUCUCUCUCAGCAGCAUGGAAGACGAGGGGGACAGCCUGCCUCUGACCGCCUCACGCAAGAAGCGCAGUUCCUCUGCCAUUUUGACAUACAAAGUACUUCACCACCUCUCAGCUGUGGGCAGCACCCUCAGCGGGCUCCUCUCGGUCGAGCGCCGCAUCUCCAACCGGGUGCAGGAACUGGCGCAGGAGCCAACGUCCUACCUAGGAGGUCUGGUGCAAAGUUUCGUGGGACACAUCCUGCGGGGCGCUGGGAUGCGGCACUCCACCAGCACCGACAUGCUGCAGGAAAUCCGGCAGAUGAUCAGCAACCUCAAGGGCUACCUGUGUGAGAGCUCGGAGUUGCGUGCCAUCUGUGAGCACAGCGAAGUGGAGGAGGUGGACCUGGCUUCUGUGGUGGAAGCCGCCCUGUACAAGUGCAUCCUUAAGCCGCUCCGGGAUUCCAUUUACGCCCAGCUGCUGGACUUCCACACUCGUGACGGGAGCUUGGGCCGGCUGCGCGAACACCAGGCCACCAUGAUCCGGCAGAGCUUGGCUGAGCUGGGAGUGACAGCCGGUGUGCCUGACGGGGCUGGCCUGGAGCGCAUCCAGGGCAAGCUGAGCCUCAUGCACCAGGCUUACUCACCCAAGAAGAAGGAGACGCAGAUGCUAAAGGUGUGCAAGGUGCUCUAUGAAGCCAUGAACCAGACAGCUGGCCGGACAGAGCCUUUUGGUGCCGAUGACUUCCUGCCGGUCUUGACUUACGUCCUCCUGAAUUGCGACAUCGUGUUGGUCCAGCUGGACGUGGAGUACAUAAUGGAGCUGAUGGAUCCCAGCCAACUGCAGGGAGAAGGUGGUUAUUAUCUCACUACCUGGUUCGGGGUCCUAUAUCACAUUGCGAACUUCCAGCCAGCCGCCAUGGUGACACGCCAGAUAAGCGCUGAGGCCCAGCGCUCCAUCCACCAGUGGCAUCGACGCCGCACCAUCUAUCACCAUCAUGCUCACCGGGGUCAAUCACAGAACAUCCUCUACGUCUCCUUCCACGAGCCCUUCAACAACCAGAAGUCCAUCUCGGUUCCCGUGGACAUGACCACAGCGUCCAUAUGUGAAGUGUGUGCCAAGAAGUAUGACGUCCCCAAUCCUGAAGCUUACGGCCUCUUCCUGGUGUCGGGGGAUUCCUCUCAGCUCCUGGCAGACGACAGCUGUCCUCGGAGGCUCCACUUGGAUAUCCUCCAAGCCCAGGGCCCUCCUAUCAGUUUCAUAUACAAGCCGAAAGGUGGAGUACUGCCCGCUGCUGUUCUCUCUUCCCUCCAGAAGCCCGACAGCUUGACUGAGGCUCAGGAGCCCUUCAAAAGCACGGACACGGGGCAAUCCGCGGCGGACUGAAUAUCAGUUUUCCAGAAAGCUUUUCCCCCCCUUUAUUUAAAUGGUUGUCCAAAGUUCCUGGCUUAGCAGGAAAAAAAAACCCAGAGAGAUUUGGUACUAACAACUCUGCCAGAAUGUCAGUCUGAGACGGGAGAUUUGUGGCUCUUCUUAGCCACGGAGCUCGCUUUGGGUGACUUUGGCCUAAAAAACUUGGCCGGGGUGGUUGUGAAAGUAAAACGGGAAGAUGGAGUCACGUGUGAUGCCCUGAACUCCUUGGCAAAAGGAUGAGGUAAAAAUGUACAGAUAGGAAAGCUCUGGAAUGGAAGAUUUCAGGAUGAAGAAUUUGCGGGGGGGGGGGGCGGCGGGGGGAGACGGCACACUGGGGCCCUUUGUCCUUCAUUCCGGAGUAUGCGUAGGAGCAGGGACCUCUUCUUGACUUCAUGAGUUUACCCUCCAACCAUCUCUCUCACCUGUGUUGCAUUUUCCUGUCUUUUUAAACAAGGUAACCACCAUCCCCAGUCCAGCGACAAAUUCUCCGUUUCUAAAGCCAGGCUGCACUCUCAGGAGCUGUUCUGUGAAAACCUCCAGCUCUUUUGAGGGAAGGCAACACCGUUGCUGCAGAGCCCUGAGAACUUCACUGUGUGUGUGUGUGUGUGUGUGUGUGUGUUCGUGCGCGCGCGCGUGUGUGUGUGUGUGGUGGGGGUGGGGGGUACACUCCCCGCAAAAGAAACCCAAGUUUUAGCCCUACAGCGUUCGUGUUGAAAAUGCUUCAGUCCUUUACUGGAUUCGAGCGCUCUCCUCUCCACCCCACUGUGGCUUGCAAAAUCAAUGAUGCAAAAAAAUUAAACGUAUCUGCAAAUGUG
Molecule: messenger RNA, 3601 nt
Organism: Eublepharis macularius
Lineage: Eukaryota; Metazoa; Chordata; Lepidosauria; Squamata; Eublepharidae
Gene: RINL
Product: Ras and Rab interactor like
Exons: 13
Coding region: 306-2759 (817 amino acids)
Biological process (GO): vesicle-mediated transport; signal transduction
Cellular component (GO): cytosol; endocytic vesicle
Molecular function (GO): guanyl-nucleotide exchange factor activity; small GTPase binding
Source: RefSeq, a predicted model, not a curated record